ACCAAAAAAAAAACCAAACACAAAAUAAAGCAGCGCCAUACAAAAAGGUGAAAACCUUCCAAAUCCCCUCUUCAAUGGCUUCUUCCUUGGUUUUGCCUUCUCCUUCUUCAGCUUCAACUUCUUAUUCUACUCCUCUAUUUUCCUCUUCUCGCUCUUUUCUCACUCAUAAAAGCUUCGUUCCCAAACGAACCCGUCUUCGGACCUCUGUUAAUUGUGAAAUAAGUGAACCAGUGAAUGGGAAGCCUCGCGUGCCAAUUAUCAAUGAUGGAACACUUCCAAAGUUCUUGCAAGCAAGUCGCCUGCAGAAUUCAGUUAGUAGAAACAAUAAUAGGCUGAAGAUAUUCACUGGAACUGCAAAUCCUUCGCUUUCUCAGGAAAUUGCUUGGUACAUGGGCUUUGAGCUGGGAAAGGUCAAGAUCAAGCGCUUUGCUGAUGGUGAGAUUUAUGUUCAGUUGCAAGAGAGUGUUCGAGGCUGUGAUGUCUACUUGGUUCAAUCCACAUGUCCUCCGGCCAAUGAAAACCUUAUGGAGCUUCUGGUAAUGAUAGAUGCAUGCCGAAGGGCUUCUGCCAAGACAAUUACUGCAGUUAUUCCAUACUUUGGAUAUGCCAGAGCUGAUAGAAAGACGCAAGGUCGUGAAUCCAUUGGCGCCAAAUUGGUUGCGAACCUUAUAACUGAAGCAGGUGCGGAUCGUGUUUUGGCUUGUGAUCUGCACUCUGGGCAAUCCAUGGGUUACUUUGACAUUCCAGUGGACCAUGUGUACUGUCAGCCUGUUGUCCUUGAUUACCUUGCUAGCAAGAAAAUUUCGUCUGAUGAUUUGGUAGUGGUCUCUCCUGAUGUUGGCGGAGUUGCUAGAGCACGUGCCUUCGCAAAAAAGUUAUCUGAUGCACCUUUAGCCAUUGUGGACAAAAGGCGGCACGGACAUAAUGUAGCUGAGGUUAUGAACCUGAUAGGUGAUGUUAAAGGAAAAGUUGCAGUUAUGGUGGAUGACAUGAUUGACACCGCAGGGACUAUUGCCAAAGGUGCAGCGCUAUUGCAUCAGGAGGGCGCACGUGAAGUUUAUGCAUGUUGUACUCAUGCUGUUUUCAGCCCUCCUGCGAUUGAGAGGUUGUCAAGUGGCCUUUUUCAAGAGGUCAUCGUCACAAACACAAUUCCUGCGAUAGAAAAAAACUGUUUUCCACAGCUGACUGUUCUUUCAGUUGCAAAUCUUCUCGGUGAAACAAUUUGGCGAGUGCAUGAUGAUUGUUCUGUUAGUAGCAUUUUCCAGUAGGUAGGAGAGAUACUAGCAACCCCACAGGUUACUGGAGCACUUGUUUAGCUUCUGUUUUUUUUUGUUCCUUAAAUCAUCUUACCUCAUUUUGCUCUUCCAUCAGUUGACGCCUCCAUUGGCAUAUGCAUCUUUCCUUUACCUUAGAGGUGACUGACAUGCAGAGUCAACAUAUUCUUCUCUCUUUUUCGCUCGUCUACAUUAAGUCCUACAUUUUUGUUCUUCUUAAGUUAGAUAGUUGGAAGGAUAGGACGAUGGUAAGCCAUGUGCUUAUUUUUUCAGUUAGGAUUGAUUCAUGCCCUGAAAUCUGAAUCCUGAAAAUGCUGCUGUGACAUUAUCCCUCGUCUUUGCCAAAGAUCGAUAUGAAGCUCCUGUCCGAGCCUCAGGCAGGUCGAUAUGAAACUCCUAUCCAAGCUUCAGUUCCUGCCUGAAUUUUGACUCUUGCCACACCUAUGGAGCUUUGUUUUACUAUGGCAUUUAUUUGUUUUAGUAGAAACUGGUCCAGUGAGAACUAUUGGAAGGACAGACAAGUUGGUUGUAAUGUCAUGUGCCUGAAUAUUUGUUCAGAACUUCUUGUUAUUUUGGCCAAUGCAUGGACGAGCAAGAUAACAACCGUCCUCUAUAACAAUAUUUUUGCUAUAA
Solanum tuberosum (potato) is the source of this 1907-nucleotide messenger RNA. Its product is annotated as ribose-phosphate pyrophosphokinase 1. The record is from RefSeq and is a predicted model, not a curated record. The coding region runs from base 75 to 1268 and encodes 397 amino acids. Lineage: Eukaryota; Viridiplantae; Streptophyta; Magnoliopsida; Solanales; Solanaceae. Gene Ontology annotation, molecular function: ribose phosphate diphosphokinase activity; magnesium ion binding. Gene Ontology annotation, cellular component: cytoplasm; ribose phosphate diphosphokinase complex. Gene Ontology annotation, biological process: ribonucleoside monophosphate biosynthetic process; 5-phosphoribose 1-diphosphate biosynthetic process; purine nucleotide biosynthetic process. The transcript is spliced from 8 exons.